UGGUCACAGCUUGUCACAUGGUACAAGGCUGUUGUGAAUAGCCUUGUACCAUGUGAUCUCUGUGAUCAUUCACAGAUUUCACUAGUAGUAAGCAAUGUCAGGAAGUGACAUCUUGCUUACUACUAUUCAUGCAAUCACUGAUUGGCCAAUCAGUGAUCACAUGAUCGGGACUUCACACAGAGGUCCCGUACAGUGAUCGGUGUUCCGUGGUGUUUGGACACAUGCAGGCACCAGAUCGCAGUGCCAUGUGCUCCCAGGCAGUG
Staurois parvus is the source of this 263-nucleotide messenger RNA. Lineage: Eukaryota; Metazoa; Chordata; Amphibia; Anura; Ranidae. The record is from the annotation of a GenBank genome assembly.